Molecule: messenger RNA, 832 nt
Organism: Colletotrichum acutatum
Lineage: Eukaryota; Fungi; Ascomycota; Sordariomycetes; Glomerellales; Glomerellaceae
Exons: 1
Coding region: 119-550 (143 amino acids)
Source: RefSeq, a predicted model, not a curated record
CGCUUGACCAAGACACCAUCCUUAAUAUCGCGACCUCCAUCAGCUCUUUAUACUCAUUGCUCGUACGAUUCCAGAACAUCAUCGUUGACCUCGUCACAUUAACUACAUUUUAGCUUGCAUGUUGGCUCAUGUUCCUCCGCCUAUCACACCUAUUCAACUUCUAGCGACCUUCCAUCAAGGUCAUAUUCCCCCGCAAACACCAUCGGUCAAGGACACUCAAUUACCACAUCAAGACAUAGGCGACGUAGGAUCGCGUCGUCACAAUCCUGGAAAUCAGAAAGCUUCACAUGCCCCCUCGGCCGAGAAACACCAACUUACGCAACGUGCUCAGCUCCCCCUCCAAGAACAACAAACACCCAUCCCGCGCCGUCCCCAUCACGAACACAUGCUUAGCCAGCAGUUCACGACACCUCCAAGCCGAGGAGCGCAGGGAUCUUACCCCAGAUUCCGGCCUUCCUACCCCCUGAACGCCCCCGCUGAUCUGCCCUCUUUCCCCUCAUGCAAGCCUUGCAAGGUGCCUGCCGAUGUGACUUGCCCGACACAAGAGUAGGUGCGCAAAUGCCCGCCAUUGGACGGCGUAAACACAGUCCGGCUCCGGCAUUGGCCUUUUCUUCGCGACUCGGGGCGGCUGGCUGACUGUGAGGGCGGCCAGACGUCAUGGUUGGUGCGAGUUGGCGGGCUUUUAGCCUUUUUGGACCUGAGCCAAUGGUUCCUCCGAGCUUUUACUUCGUCUAAUGAGGCGAUUAACAUUGGAGGAUGCGAUGGCAGGUUUGUCAUUUCCUUCGGUUCUGACGAAAUGUGUGAAGGUGACUGAGAUUCGGGUGGCUUAAUA